UGGUGAACAGCGUGCAGCCGUGAUGUCAACAACAUCGGUCAGUGGGUCAGCCUGUAAAUGAACAUAAUGCUUGUAUCCGAGCCUCAUGCUAACAGACAGGCGUCGGCUGCUGUUCGUUGCUGCAGAGAACAUCAUAAACCAUGAUCACCACUGAGGCUGCGAGAGAGUUCCAGGCCAAAGAGCGCAAAUACAAAGAGCAGCUGAAGAGAUGUUUAUCAUCUGCUUUGUCUGCAGAUGUUUACAGGCUGCUGCAGGAGGAGCUGGAAGCUGAUGUUACCCUGUGUGCCGCCUCAGGCUCUCUCCGAGCACACAGAGCCGUCCUGUUGGCCAGAGCUCCUCAUGUCCUUCAGGGACAGACGCACAAAGAUUCCACCGUCGUUCACCUGCCUGGCUAUGAGCUGUCCGGGCUGAAAGAUUUCCUCAGGCGAGUGUACACAGCAGACCAGAGCAUGCGCUCGGCCGAAGGAAUCCCAGACAUGGAGGGGUGUGUGCCAGAAAGACCUCUGUCUGUUUGCAGCCCGGCAGACCUUCAUGCUUCCACUGAUUCAGAUGCUGUCGUUCUGGAGCCAGCCUCGGGCCUUGGAGCUGACUUGCUGGAUCUGUACCAGAGAGGAGAGCAGUGUGACAUCACCAUCCAAGUAGCAGAGCAGGUCUUCUCCUGCCACAGGGCAAUCCUGUGUGCACGUUCUCAGUACUUCCGAGCCAUGCUGAGUGGGAGUUGGAUGGAGAGCUCCAGACAGUGCAUCACUCUGCAAGGCUUGGGGCCAGAUGAGAUGGAGAUCUUGCUCCAGUACAUGUAUGGUGCCAUUGUGGAUCUGCCCUCUGGAGCCAGUGCCAGUCAGGUGGUGCUGGCAGCAGACAUGUUGGGUUUGGAGGGACUGAAAGAUGUCGUGGAGAUGGUUCUGACCCGGGACUACUGCCGCUUCUUCCCCAAGCCGAUUGAUGGAGUUCAGAGAACGGUUCUCGAGUGCCUGUCCCUCACACACGCCUUAGGCCUUCAAAACCUCCACCUGCUGUGUAAGAGGUGGGUUGCUGAGCAUUUUGUGAAGACCUGGUGUGAGAGAAACUUUUCCCUCUUGUCCCCUGAGCUCCACAGAGUCUGUCUAACUGCUGUAACUGAAGCCAUGACUGUGCAGAAUGCAGUAACCAUGCUCUGUGGCACUGAGCAGUUGAUUGGCAGUCUCCCAGAAGUCAAGUGGGCUCAACAGGUGAGGGGUCUGGCAACAGAGUUACAGGAGGAGAGCCUGCGCGUCAUUGUCGAGCACCUUCCUAGAGUUAUUCGAACUCAGGCCUUCCGGGACCUUUGCAGGAGGGAAGAGUUUACACGAGAACCCACGUUGUUGAAGAAGCUGUGCUCAGCCAUCAGAGAGGGUGUAACUGUGGACAACUGCUGCGAUCUCUUUGCUGCUGUGAACUGUCUGUGUGGAGAUGACAUGGAGGACGACUCUCUCCUGGAGCACAGAGGCCAAGAACAAGAGGAGCAGCCAUUCAGGCGAGAGAUUUGCACGCUGCGUGGUCGGCUGUGGACGUUCCUGCUUCAGACCUUUUACGCGGUCCGCCACACACAGGGAUGGGAGACCCUGUCGUCCAAACACAGAGAGAGGAUACUGGCAGAUGCUAUUGAUAAAGGGGACAAUAGAAGACUUGGUAAAAAGCCAAUAUUCACUAGCUCUCAGCAAAGGGCUGUAAAAUGCCCCUCACCUGCACCUGAGAGUCCUCCUGUGCAAAGGACCCAGAGGGUGUCCGAAUACACGACUUCUUCCUCCCGUAUUGCUGCGUCAGCCAUGAAAUCUGAUGGACUGGGGACAGCUAACAAACCAGGAGAUGGUCACACAUCCAAGGCAAAGACUGUGAAGAAGCCAGGAGAUCGGAGUGUAGCAGCAAAGGGAAAGGCAGCAUCAGCUGGUACACCAGUGGUCAAUGGCACCGGAGCCUCAGGGGCCAGACGCGAUGCAGCCAGUGCCAAUGGCCCCAGAAGCUCUCAUGGGGCUAAAGAGCAAGAAAAGAAGCCAAACCCAGGUGCAAGGCCUAAAACCUCUCCCCCGAGCUGCACGUCUACAAGCCAGACAGCUGUAACGAAGGCUCAGAAGAGCUCAGCAGGAAAGGCUGACGGCGCUGCUGGCACCACCCAAGCUUCAUUCACAUCAGGCAGCAGCUCGCCAGAGAACGGUGCCAGUAGCCCUCGUAACGACACCCACUCCAUUCCAGGUGCAAAGCCCAAACACCAGGCUAAGGCAGCGAACAAAUCCCCACUGACUAAACCUCCUCAGAAAUCAGAUACAGCAAAGACUAACAGUCCUACCAAUAAGUCAGUAAGAGAAAGUGGCAAAGUCAAGACUGGUGCAGUUGAGAAAGCAAGAACAGACUCCAAAGGAAGAGGCACACCAGACCAUCAUGUCCCCAAGCUUGGAUCCUCCAUGAAAAAGCCGGCUUCACCCAGGAAAGAAGACAGCAAGGAUGGGUUGAAAUCCUCAGUGGCUCACAAAGCAGGCAGUGAAACUCCUAAAAAGAAGAUCACCAAACCCGUUUCAGCUACCGGAGCUUCAACUAAAUCCAGUGCUAAACCGGCAAAAGCUUCUUCGGCCCACUCCAAACAAUCCCCAGUUGUAGCUGCCAAGUCUGGACCAAAGCCAAAAAGUACAACUGAAUUAUCUACGGAGAAAGCUUCACCAAAAUCUGGAGGCGCUUCCAAAACUUCAGCUGCUGCUGCCUCCAAGAAAUCAGGCACUAAAGGAAAAGAGGCUGUGAAUGGUAAAAAUCCAGACUGUAAAACUGAGCUUGGUCCAACUGAAAACACUGAUGGUGCUGCAGUGCAUAAAGAUAGUACAGAGCUAGUGCCCUCUGACCAGCCUGCAGCACACAAUACACAGUCACCAAGCCAGGGUGGAGGGGAUUUACUCAGCCUUCAGCUGGACUCAGGCCCUCAGCAGAGUCUCCAGAAGACUGAAGUACAGUCAGGAAACACUAAUGGUGGAGGAGAUGAGACCAGUGCUGCACCGACAGCUAACAACAUCCAUCACAUUAAAUCUGCUAAUGCAAGCUCCUGCAAACAGACUGAGGGGAGUAAAGUGAAACAGUCUCCGAGCGGUGUCAUCCCUGUUCACAUCAGCGGAGGGCAGGUUCACGAGGUCAGCUCUCCAAAUUCCCAGAGAGACACCGAACCCCCCAUAGACACUCCCUGCAGCAUGGGGAGCACUCACACCCCCUUAGAGGACUCCUGGAGUGGCAUCCACCAUCAAGUCAGCCCUGAGUCUGAGACGGGCAGCACACACACCACUUCCUCUGACGACAUCAAGCCGCGCUCAGAGGACUACGACGCAGGAGGCUCACAAGAUGACGACUGCUCCAACGACCGCGGUGUUUCUAAGUGCGGCACCAUGCGCUGUCACGACUUCUUGGGUCGCAGCAGCAGUGACACAAGCACGCCAGAAGAGUUAAAGAUGUACGAAGGUGGGGCUGGGCUGAGAGUGGAGGUGCGGCUGCGUGGGAGAGAGGCAGAGACUACCAGUGAGGAGGAGGGAGUGAGACGACGUCCUCGUUCUUGGUUGCAAAGAGAUGAGGUUCACGUAGAGGAGGAGCACUCAGAGGUCGAGGCCACUGUGACUGUAAAAAGCGUCCCCGACCACCAGCUCUUCUCUUCUGAGGAAGAGGAAGAUGACAACGAAGAGGAGACGGAAGAUGAGAGAUCAGAAGUUGAGGUGAUUCCAGGACAGGCUCCACUGCCAUCAACUGAGCCCUCACCACACUUUCAGGGGAUUGUCAACCUGGCUUUCGAUGACGACGGUGUGGAGCAGGAGAAUGACCAGCCUGACUACCAGUCUACCUCUAACUUCCGUCGCUCAGUGUUACUCUCUGUUGACGAGUGCGAGGAGUUGGGCUCAGAAGAGGGCGGUGUCCAAACUCCACCUCAGCAGGGCGAUGAUGCUGUGACUCCCUGCGAUGUUUUUGAGUCUGACUCUACAGCUUUUGCCCCUUCCAGUGACCAGCAGAACCACCUGCCAUGCCAUCAUGAAAAUGCAAAUACGAAGCACAAAAAACACAACGAGGAUCGGGAAGAAAAAUCCUCCGUAUUCCUCACAGAGAUCCAGGAGCCUGUGCAGGAGGAGAGUUACCACAUCCAGGCGGACAGAAUGAAGUCCAGUGUCCCUGCUGUGGACACCGACAGCAGAGAGCUCCCUCCACAGGAGCGCCCGUGCCACCUGGAUCUGUGGCAUGCUGAACAGUACAAUGGAGGACUACGCAAAAAUCACACCAAUCCCUCAGAAAGCAGGAAAGCUGAGUUACAUCUAGACUUAAAUGAGCCUCAGCUGACAGGGGACUCUCCUGUACAUGCUGCACAAUCUCCAGCAGGUAAUGUAUGAUCUACGGAUCCUUCCUAGACCCCAAAUCCAAACCCAUCUUAUCUCCCCAAACUCCAUCAGUGAAGGUAUAGUUUACCCCUGCAAGAUUCAUUCUCCUCUGCUCUGAUUCCCAGACCUAUCCCUCCUUCAGAAAAAGGAUAUUAUUGAGCAAACUAGUUUAGUAACUAGUUAUAAAACAAGUUCAAAUUCAAAUGAAAUCAGCGGCCAUCAUAUUUUCAUAGCUAAAAGCUCGCUCUCAUCUCAGCCCAUGAGUUGUGUAGCUGUUGUAAAUUUGAAUUUGCAACGUCAAUAUCCUUUUAAAGAUGGAGACUGGCUUCAUCAUACAGUUUAAACAGCUGAACUACCUUCAGCCAGAGGCAUGUAGGCCUUGGUAACUCAGUUUAUACAAAAAAAAAGGGGGGGAAAGCAGUGUACAUUUCACUGAGACUGGUCGUAGAACUGUAUCUGUCCAAAAGAAUCUGCCUUGUGACAAGGCAUGUGACACAUAGUUACACCAAUGCACUUUUAUGUACAUAAAUAUAAGACUUCUGAUUAUUUUUGUCAUUUCUUUUAUGCAGUGGAACAGUCUGGCCAUUUUAAGCCAUAGAUGAUUUGAUAUAGUUGAAACUACUAUAUAUAACAUUUUAACAUCAGCAUAUCAUCGCCAAGUUCAAGGUGAUGUGUUGGUGUAAUCACUGUUACAGUUAGACCAUUGCUGAGAUCAUUUAAUGCCAUGUCACUGAUUCAGCAUACAUUUCCCAGAAAUCCCAGCGCUUCUCGUCUCAGAGGAUGCUGUUGGUGUUCCUUUUUUUCUUUUGGAUAAAUGCUUUUGGCUUUCCAUUCACUACACCAUCACCAUUUUAAGAAAUACACACGUUCGACUCUGUCAGCUUUUCAUUUGUGCCAUAAAGCACAAACAAAUCUUGACCCUGUGGUUCACAGUGUUAAACGCAGUGCAGCAUCACUGGCCGUUGCUUGGCUUCUCAGCGAUGGUCUUUUCGUUGGCAGUGAUUAUAUUAACAUCUCGAAAUUCAUCUUAAAAGAUGUGCUAAUGUUAAAAUGCUACAUGUAGCAUCUUUAAACAUUGUGUUAUGGUAAAUUACAGCCAAGUAAUGAUUUUUUCAAAUUUCUGGAAAGUGACUAUAAAGGUCAAAUAAAAAAUGUUUGUGUAAGACAGACUCCACUAAACUGCCACUGCUUCUCAGAAAAGUGUGUUAUACUUGGAAACUUUUCCCUGCAUCUCCUUGCUGUUUUCUUUCUCUAUUUGAGAAUGUACCUUUGUUUGUUUGUUUUUUUUUGUUUUUUUUACUUUUGCACUGCACACAUGCAUGCUAUUAAUUUUUAUUUUUCAUCCCCCUUUGCCAUCCAUUACUUUUGUGUUGUUUUUUUUCCCAUUACCUCCCAUCAUACCCAGUAGACUUGUAUCUAGAUACACGGAUGUCAACUUUUCAAAGAAGUUAUUUUUGUUGUCUAUCAGCUUGUGUUCAGUAGGCUUUGUGUAGUGUCGGUAGCCUCCUAUGUACAGUGUGUGAUAUGUCUCUAGAGCAGCUGUCAUGGUUCUGCCAUGUCUCUCUUUUUUCACUAACAUACUCAGAAAAAUAAAUUCUGCUGCACCAUUACUGAGGGUCUAUCCCAAUGCAAACCUGUAAAUUAUUUUGCUUUCAGAAUCAAACAGCGAUCAGUUACUUUAUCCUUUACCGUUCUGAAAUCGUUGAAAAUAGAAAACACAGAGAAUGUCCAGACUUGGUGGUGUGCUGUCGUACGUGCUAUUAAGUAAAGCACUGUUGCUUGCAUUUAGGUUUUUCUGACCAUAUUUAAGUCUGUUGAUUAGGUCUGUCCGUUCAAAGACCUGCACGUAAUUCUCAGAACAUAUCACUGUUACUUAAUGACAAAUGCAAAGUUCACUGGUGCUGGCAAUGCAUGGCUCACUUUGUUUGAACAGGUGGAUAAAGAGAUGCAUUCAGAAAAGCUUUCCUCUGUGCGUUACCUUUAAGGCAACUGUCCACCCUUGACAUCCAUAUUUGAAGUGGCUGGUGAAUUUUGAGCUAAUUUUCCAUUUAAAGUUCAUUUUGGUAGCGGCGUAGCUAUUUUACUGAUCAGAAUGUGACCAACUCACUGUUCUCCCACUGUGCUACCCUCACCUGACUUCACUAUGGAACGUAUUUUAAAGGACACAGUUGCAUUAAGGGUAAACUUUCAGUAAUCAGUGUUUUAUUGUGGUAGGCAGUGACUAGUC
Molecule: messenger RNA, 6576 nt
Organism: Toxotes jaculatrix (banded archerfish)
Lineage: Eukaryota; Metazoa; Chordata; Actinopteri; Toxotidae
Gene: btbd8
Product: BTB domain containing 8
Exons: 18
Coding region: 141-4361 (1406 amino acids)
Molecular function (GO): protein binding
Source: RefSeq, a predicted model, not a curated record